Molecule: messenger RNA, 3762 nt
Organism: Helianthus annuus (common sunflower)
Lineage: Eukaryota; Viridiplantae; Streptophyta; Magnoliopsida; Asterales; Asteraceae
Product: protein unc-13 homolog
Exons: 26
Coding region: 266-3547 (1093 amino acids)
Source: RefSeq, a predicted model, not a curated record
GUAAUGUCACUGUUCACAAAUACCUUCUUCUCUCACACACAAAAACACACACACUUGCUCGGUCCAAUCUACUCAUCAUCAGUCAUCGCAAGUAACCGAGAGAUCCAAACACUUCGAAUACGUCUCCCUGCAUCCAGAUUCACACUUCUCGCAUUCAACUUUCAACUGCCGCAGAUCUCGCAUCCUCAAUUUCAACUUCUUCAUUCAUCUCAUUCAAAAUCAUCUUCUACACAAUUGAAGCGGUUAUCCAGCUUUUGAAUCCGUCAUGGAAGAGGAAAACGAAGUGGAACUUUUGCAGAGGUACCGAAGAGAUAGGCGGAUACUUCUUAAUUACUUGUUGUCUGGUAGUUUGAUUAAGAAAGUUGUAAUGCCACCUGGUGCUGUUUCAUUGGAUGAUGUGGAUCUAGAUCAAGUUAGUGUUGAUUAUGUUCUCAAUUCCGUGAAGAAAGGUGACGAGCUUGAACUUUCGGAAGCUAUUAGAGAUUAUCAUGAUAGUACUGGAUUGCCUCAUAUGAAUGCAGAAUCUGAAGGUGAGUUUUUUUUGGCUACCAAUCCUGAAUCAUCAGGGUCGCCUCCAAGGAGGGCUCCACCAGCUGUUCCUUUUGUGGUACCAUCACCCAUUAUGCCAGACAUAACCUCAUCAAAUCCAUUUGAUGCAAAUGAAGAGGAUGAACCUGCACCUGCUAUGAUAUCAAAAUCACAAUCCAUUAACUCAGGGCAAGAUCGUAAUUUAACCGUUGAUGACAUUGAUGAUUUUGAGGAUGAAGAUGAUUUAGAGGAACUUGCUAGUCGUAGGUAUUCACGGAGAACAUUAAAUGAUACUGCUGAUCUGGUUGUGGGUUUGCCUUCAUUCGCAACAGGUGUAAACGAUGAUGACCUCCGUGAAACGGCUUAUGAAAUUCUGUUGGCUGCUGCUGGGGCUUCAGGGGGCCUUAUAGUGCCAUCAAAGGAAAAGAAAAAAGAAAAGAAAUCCAGACUGUUGAAGAAGCUUGGACGGAGUAAGAGUGAACAGGUUACAACCCAACAGUCAACUGGUUUGACUGGCUUGCUGGAGACAAUGCGCGUCCAGAUGGAGAUUUCUGAGGCAAUGGACAUCAGAACAAGACAAGGGCUACUGAAUGCAAUGGCUGGCAAAGUGGGAAAAAGAAUGGAUGCUCUUUUGAUUCCUUUGGAGUUAUUAUCUUGUAUUUCUCGAACUGAAUUUUCUGACAAGAAAGCUUAUAUUAGGUGGCAAAAAAGACAAUUGAAUAUGCUCGAGGAAGGGCUUGUGAAUCACCCAGUUGUGGGAUUCGGGGAAUCUGGGCGCAAAGCAAGUGAAAUGAGGGUUCUUUUGGCAAGAAUUGAAGAAUCUGAGUCAUUUGCACCAUCUGUGGGUGAACUUCAACGCAUAGAAUGUUUGAGAUCUCUGAGGGACAUUGCUAUACCACUUGCAGAGAGGCCAGCUCGCGGUGACUUAACGGGUGAAGUUUGUCACUGGGCAGACGGCUAUCAUUUAAAUGUCAGAUUAUAUGAAAAACUCCUUCUUAGCAUUUUUGAUGUUCUCGAUGAAGGAAAACUAACAGAGGAAGUUGAAGAAAUACUUGAGCUUUUAAAGUCAACAUGGCGUAUUUUGGGAAUUACGGAAACCAUUCACCACACCUGCUACGCAUGGGUGCUCUUCCGUCAGUUUGUUAUGACUAGGGAGCAUGCACUUCUUAGGCUUGCCAUUGAACAGUUAAAUAAAGUACCCUUGAAGGAAGAACGGGGCCCACAAGAGAGAAUGCACUUAAAAAGCUUGUAUUGCAAAGUUGAGACUGAAGAGGGCUCUCAGGAGCUAACCUUUUUACAGUCCUUUUUAAUGCCUAUUCAGAAAUGGGCUGACAAGCAACUUGCAGAUUACCACUUGAACUUUUCUGAGGCAUUGGCAAUGAUGGAGAAUGUAGUAUCGCUUUCAAUGGUAGCAAGGAGACUUCUUCAGGAAGAACCUGGAUCGGCAAUGCAACAUGUGACAGAUGGAGAUAAGAUUGAGUCCUAUGUCUCAUCAUCCAUCAAAAGUGCAUUUUUAAGGACAUUGCAGGAUGUUGAGACCAUGUCCAACGCAACAGACGAACAUCCACUUGCACUAUUAGGAGAAGAAACCAAGAAACUUUUAAAAAAAGACGCAACUGUAUUUAUUCCAGUAUUAUCUCAAUGGCAUUCACAAGCUGUCGUUGUUUCAGCGUCUCUUCUUCACAAGCUUUAUGGAAGCAAGUUGAAGCCCUUCCUUAACAGCGUUGAGCAACUUACAGAGGAUGUCGUUUUGGUAUUUCCCGCUGCUGAUAGUUUUGAGGAAUAUGUUAUGGAACUUAUCGCAUCUUCGAGUGGACAGUCAGAAGUGUCCUUGAAAAAACUUUCUCCGUAUAAGAUCGAAACAAUAUCUGGAACCCUAGUGUUGCGGUGGGUCAACGCGCAACUAAGUAGAAUUAUGGGUUGGGUUGAGCGAGCCAUUCAACAGGAGCGAUGGGAACCUGUUUCAAUGCAGCAACGGCAUGGAAGUUCAAUUGUUGAAGUUUAUCGCAUUGUGGAAGAGACUAUUGAUCAGUUUUUCGCUCUCAAAAUUCCAAUGAGGUCCGGAGAAAUGAAUAGCCUGUUCCGAGGCAUUGAUAAUGCAUUUCAAGUAUAUGCAAAACAUGUUGUUGAUAGCCUGGCUAGCAAGGAAGAUAUUAUUCCACCUGUGCCAAUUUUAACGAGAUACAGAAGAGAGAGUGGAAUCAAAGCUUUUGUUAAGAAAGAGUUAAAUGACCCAAGGCUGCCUGAUAUGAGAAAGUCAAGAGACAUUAAUAUUUUGACAACACCUACACUGUGUGUGCAAUUAAACACCCUUUAUUACGGAAUCAGUCAUCUUAACAAGCUGGAAGACAGCAUAUGGGAACGCUGGACAAAGAAGACAAAACAUGGAAAAUCCAAUAAUGAGACCUCAAAAAAAGAAAGCUUUGAUGGAAGUAGGAAAGACAUUAAUGCAGCCAUUGACCGGAUUUGUGAGUUCACCGGAACUAAGAUAAUAUUUUGGGAUCUAAGAGAACCAUUCAUUGAAAACCUAUAUAGACCUAGUGUUUCUGAAUCCAGAUUGGAAACACUCAUUGAGCCACUUGAUGCGGAAUUAAAUCAACUAUGUGAUGUCAUUGUGGAACCACUUCGAGAUCGAAUUGUAACAAGUCUCCUUCAAGCAUCACUGGACGGUCUAAUUAGAGUGUUAUUAGAUGGAGGUCCAUCACGGUUGUUCAUUCCUUCUGAUGCUAAAUCAUUGGAAGAAGAUUUGGAGGUUCUAAAGGAAUUUUUCAUAUCUGGUGGAGAUGGACUUCCUCGUGGAGUUGUUGAAAAUCAAGUUGCACGUGUUCGACAAGUUAUAAAGCUGCAGGGUUAUGAGACACGGGAGCUUAUAGACGACCUAAAAUCUGCAAGUGCUUCGGACCGAAGCAAGUUGGGUGCUGAUACGAAAACACUUUUGAGAAUAUUGUGUCACAGGUGUGAUUCUGAGGCAUCUCAAUUCCUAAAGAAACAAUACAAGAUCCCUAAAUCUGCUACUUAGGGGUUUCAAUACCUGUGGAGUGCUUUCAUCAUCAUCUGUUUAUUAUGUUGUUUUUUAUGAUUUUUGGUUAGAGGAAAACAAAUAGCUCAUGGAGUAAUUAUACAACCAAAAAACUUGGCUUUUGAUCUAUUUCAAAAACAUUUGUAUUGUAAACUUGGAAGAUGAUUGAUGUUUUGUAUCUACGAGUUCGGGUCAAAGCUGCUAGUAUUUUAGUA